Psilocybe cubensis is the source of this 708-nucleotide messenger RNA. RefSeq lists its product as uncharacterized. The record is from RefSeq and is a predicted model, not a curated record. Gene Ontology annotation, cellular component: cytosol. Gene Ontology annotation, molecular function: magnesium ion binding; holo-[acyl-carrier-protein] synthase activity. Bases 1 to 708 code for a protein of 235 amino acids. NCBI's taxonomy places the organism in Eukaryota, Fungi, Basidiomycota, Agaricomycetes, Agaricales, Agrocybaceae. The transcript is spliced from 4 exons.
AUGGAAAUUUGGGCAGUCAUAUACACGCCAAAUCUUUUCAAUGAUGAUGUAGGUACCUUAAUCGGACGGCUUCUGGUCAGAGUGUUGCUCAAAGGAAAGGGCAUAUCCGUUGACGAAAUGAAGUUUGCGACUACGCCGGAAGGGAAACCAUAUAUUAAAUCUCAAACCAAUCCGCCCCUGGCAUAUAAUAUCACGCAUGACAAUAACCUAGUCGCAAUGGCGUUUGCACCGGGGAUAAUCAAUCAGCCUGCAUAUAACGUUGGAAUAGACGUCAUGAAGGUUAGAAUUCCAGGAAGAGAAACAUUUGAUUCGUUUGUGCACACAGUCGGCGAUCAGUUAACCACUCUUGAGCAUGUUCAAUUGAAGGCCGUAAUACCAGAGACGGAGAAAUUAAAACGUUUUUUUUGGAUGUGGACUUUGAAGGAGGCCUAUACUAAAGCUCUGGGAAUUGGCCUUGGUUUUGAUUUUCGGCGAAUAGAAUUCGAUGUUGUUGCAAGAAGGAUCUGUGUUGAUGGCAAAGAACCAGAAGGAUGGCAAUUCAACAUGUUCAAUGUCCAAGAUGGGGAAGAUUUAUACCAAUGCGUAGUUGCGGAGUACGUUGGAGACACGAAGACGGAAGUCACGUACAAUGUUCACAAUCCAGAAUGGUUCAAGGUUUACGGUGCUGUUCAAUUCACCGAGAUGGCUGUUGGUCUGUUAAAAACCUAG